AUGACUAAGGAAGACAACUAUAAAGAAGACUUUAGCUAUGAUAAAAUGUCUACAUUGGAACGUGUAAAACAAAGUAAUGGAAAUUACACUGCGGACUUUAAAUCCAGUGAACCUCAGCUAGAUAGAAAAUGUCAUACUUGUUUUCAUCACAGGGGAUGGAUCUACAAUUUGAUGAUUGGGAGUUGUCUCCUGAUUGCUGUUGGCUUUUCAGUUUAUCUGGGAAACGUGUUUCCUGAUGAAAUGGACUACUUGCGUUGUGCAGCUGGUUCAAGCAUUCCUGCAGCAGUUGUGAGUUUUGCCAUAGCUAAAAGGAGAGUUAAUGCAAUGCCACAUUACCAGCUUCUCUUUAUCUCAACAUUUGCUAUCACGACAACUUGUAUGAUUUGGUAUGGGUGCAAGCUUGUCCUCAAUCCAGCUGCGUUAAACAUAAACUUUAAUCUUGUUUUGCUUGUACUUCUGGAAAUACUCAUGGCAAGUAAAGUUAUACUAUCGGCAAGAUCUGACACUGAAUGCUGCAAGAGAAAGAAAGUCCAAUCAUAUGAUGCAACAGCUUUAUUGUGCCAUAUAAAAUUCCCAUCUCGUAUGCUGAAGUCCUACUCAGUUGUUGAAGUGAUUGUGGCAAUUUGUGCAGUUUUUGGUGGAAUUAUUGCCCUGAACAUGGGUGCUCUGGUUCCAGGUCCUUAUCUAUCAGUGACAUUCUUUUGGAUUUUGGCUGCAUGUUUUCCUGGUGCUAUUGCGAGUCAUGUGGCGGCAGAAUAUCCCAGCAAGUUCUUGAUUGAAGUCCUAAUUGCUAUAAGCAGUGUCACAGCUCCAAUGCUAUUUACAGCCUGUGGAUAUCUAUCCUUCAGCAUUAUGAAGUUUGUUAAUAUCUUUCGACAAAGUUCAACAAGUUUACGUCAGUCUUAUGACAUACUGGUAUUUGUUCUGAUGCUUUUGUUGCUGGUUCAGUCCAGUCUCUCACUUGCCACAGUCAUCCACUGCAUGAGUUACAAGCUUCAAGUUAAAUAUUAUGAUUCAACAUGGAAUAUGUCAAACCUCCAAAAGGAGAACUGUAAGACAAUUGAGAUACCCAAAGUCCCUACAAAGGACUUUGACAAAGACAAGGCAUGGAAAGCUGUCAUGGUACAGAUGGUACAGUAG
Molecule: messenger RNA, 1140 nt
Organism: Hemiscyllium ocellatum (epaulette shark)
Lineage: Eukaryota; Metazoa; Chordata; Chondrichthyes; Orectolobiformes; Hemiscylliidae
Gene: mlc1
Product: modulator of VRAC current 1
Exons: 11
Coding region: 1-1140 (379 amino acids)
Biological process (GO): regulation of response to osmotic stress
Cellular component (GO): plasma membrane; endoplasmic reticulum; cytoplasmic vesicle
Source: RefSeq, a predicted model, not a curated record